AUGGCAAGUAUGAGGGCACGGGAGGCAAUUGCUGAAUGCCUUAGUGAAUUACAGUCUGAAUCCCAUGAAAAUCAGCAGAAAGCUCUGCUAACCUUAGCUUCAAUCACAAAGGUUAGUCCUCAAAAUAGGAACUUGUUAGCUCAAGCAGAUGGUUCUAUUUCUACCUUGCUCAGCCUGUCCAUGCCUCCCUCCUCUUCAACUAUUCAACUUCUCGCGCUUUCCAUUCUCUUCAACCUCUCACUCAAUCCUAAUCUGAAGCAGUCUCUAGCAGACAUGGAUAAGAUCCUGUUUCUCAACUCUGUGAUCCUAUCUUCAACUUCAGCUGAACCAAGCAGGAUAGCAGCUUCACUACUCUGCAGUUUGGCAAUGCUAGAUAAGAACAAGGCAAAGUUUGGAGUGGCUGGAACCGUUGAGGCUCUCGUAAAGGCAAUCUCGAGACCAAGAGGCCCUGCUUCUCAUCACUUUCUGAGCACAUUGGCUGAACUGGUGCAGUUUCAUGGGAAUUGCACGGUGGCUGUCCAAGCGGGGGCAGUUCCGGUUCUGAUCAAAUUAGUUGAAAGUUCUGAUUGUGAGGAUCUUGCUGGAACAUCACUGGCAAUACUCUGCUUGCUUGCAAGAUUUGAAGAGGGACUAACUGCUUUGAAAGGGACUGAAAAAAUUGUGCUAUCAAUGUUGGAAAUUUUGAAGGGAAGGUGCAUGUUGAGUAAAGAGGGAGCUGCUGAUAUUCUACUCCGUUUGUUUGAUGAAAGUGAGAGAUGCAUAAGAGAUGCUCUGAGGUUACCUGAGUUUUCAUCUGUGAUAGCUGAUCUUUCUGUUAGAGGAUCAGUCAGAGCUCGAGAGAAGGCUAGUUUACUCAUGAAGAAACUAAUGGAAGCUAACGUGGAUGUUGUUUAUGGCGAUGUUGGCGACAAAACCGCGGCUUAUUUGCAAUGGUAG
Nicotiana attenuata is the source of this 936-nucleotide messenger RNA. Its product is annotated as vacuolar protein 8-like. Gene Ontology annotation, molecular function: protein binding. The record is from RefSeq and is a predicted model, not a curated record. Lineage: Eukaryota; Viridiplantae; Streptophyta; Magnoliopsida; Solanales; Solanaceae. Bases 1 to 936 code for a protein of 311 amino acids. The transcript has a single exon. Gene Ontology annotation, cellular component: nucleus; cytoplasm.